Molecule: messenger RNA, 483 nt
Organism: Aspergillus tanneri
Lineage: Eukaryota; Fungi; Ascomycota; Eurotiomycetes; Eurotiales; Aspergillaceae
Exons: 3
Coding region: 1-483 (160 amino acids)
Source: RefSeq, a predicted model, not a curated record
AUGGCGCAGAGACAGCUUCGUAACCAGCUGGACGAUGAGAAUCUGCCGCGAUCUCCCCGUAGGCGUUUGAGGACCAGUCGCAACUACCCAAACAAGAUAGAGUCCGGACCCGGAAUGCCGCCAUCGCCGAUGAAUUAUGGGAUGGUGAUGAGGGCAGUGGAACCACAGCAGGUGCUGCUGAACACGGACCCUCAACAGGAUACAGAACGAUACCCACCGGAUCUACCCGAUCCAGAACAGGCCCAACGGGUAACGAUUAGAAGACAGGAGGCCGAGGGGCUGCUCGUUGAUACGCCUUAUAUGUUGGAAGACACAAGAGGACCAGGAGCCGUCGAUGAGUUCGUUCGCGCGGCGAUCACCGAUGGUAGCUUCACAAUCUUCAUGCAUUCUGCAUUCUGGGAGGGACCUAAUGGUGACGCGGCAUCCUGUCGCGUCAGUGGCACGACUGCUCGAGACCGUUGGGAACGAUGGGCAAUUCAUUGA